Molecule: messenger RNA, 1774 nt
Organism: Blepharisma stoltei
Lineage: Eukaryota; Ciliophora; Heterotrichea; Heterotrichida; Blepharismidae
Source: the annotation of a GenBank genome assembly
AUGAUAAAUAGUAAUAUGCAAAUCAACGCUUUAAAUGAAGGAAUCAUGACUUAUUUGAUUGAAACAAGGUUUGGAGACCCAGUUUUUAGCAUGGAUAUAUAUGGCAAUCAGCUAGUUUAUGGGACAGCUUUGGGGCAGAUCGGCAGUUUUAAUAUUGAGAGCUUUGACUUGAUUAUGCUGACAGAAAUGACUGAAGAAUGUGUACGAGGGAUUUUUAUAUCAGAUGACCAUGUAAUUUAUGCAGCGGUAGGAGAUUUAUAUGUCCUAGUUUUGUUUAAAAAUGAAAACGAUGAAUGAGGAAUGGAUGAAAUCAAGUAUGAAGGAAGAGAACAUUCAAGUUUACUAUGCACAUAUAGCCAGAUAAUACAGCAUAAAGGCAAAAUUUGUAUUUUUGUGAUUGAUUAGAUGAGAUUAGAUUUAAGAUGGGUAUUUAUAGUCCCUGCUUCGUGGAUUGCAUGCCGCGAGUGCGAACUCACUCGCAGGGUGGCAGAGCGUACCCACAGCAAGCCCGGGCCGAAACCCCGGUUUCUCGGUAGAGGUAAAGGUCAAGGGACAGGGUCAUACUGACCGCCUCCAUUUCUAACUUGCCGUGUUGCCCAAGUUGACGCCAACACUGCCCUCUCCUACGCCAGAUCGCCCCUUUUGAUCGGGACCCUUUUAACUGGAGAGACUUGCGCCCUUGAGGUCUCUAAGUCGAGCUUCGCCUCCCCUCUUUCCCGGAUCAUCUCCAAGAAAGAACUCAACCCCAUCGGGAUUCGGAGCUAAGCCACCAUGUAGCUUAGGCAAGUAAGUCACCCUGCCUCUUUCGGACACCGAGUCUGGGCCUCGGCGCUACUGGCAAAAAGAAUGCGAAAAACUGCUGCCCGGGUCAAGUCCCAAAAUCAGCGGAAAUUGGGCUGGGCCUCUUGCCUCGAGGCUAACUCUCCCCUUGAGUAGCUCUCCGCAUCUAAAAACCACGUCCGGUAUACAUAAGGACACCCGCCACGGGAGGACGGGUCGCUCGUCUCCGGCCAUUUUAUGUAUAUGUAUUUUUGUGAUUGAUAAUGAUAAAGAAAUACUGUCAUCAAUAAGAAGUGAUGGGAAAUCUAAAGUUUUAAUUAUCAACGCAAUUUCAAAUGAGCAUGAAGAAUACCAAGGAAUCUGCUUCCCAAAAUCGUCUAUUCCGCUUGAUUUCGAUGGACAAAGGCUUUUAUGAAUAGAAGAGUUUCCUAGGCACCGAGAAUUAAAACUAACAACUUUUAACCCUCUAAGCCACUACAAAUGUAAACACCUCGACAAGCAUUUUGGCCAUCUAUCACAGCCGUUUUUAUUGCAGGACUCAAUGAUUUUUGUACACAACUAUAAAGAGAUAAAAUCAAUGGAUCUUUUAUCAGGCGAAUUCACAGCGAUAAUAGGUAUCCACUCUGAAGAUAUUGUAUGCAUUUUUCCUAUACUCUUUCCAUCGCAGGUAAAUCCUAACGGCAAUGAAGAAAACGAGGGGCAUCUGCUAACAAGCCGAGGAAUAGUGAUAGCUGCUGACAAAAAAGGGAUCAUUUGUCUUUGGCAAGAUGGGAAUUUACUAGAAAAAAUAGAUUUGUGCUGUCUAGAAGGAUUUGAAGUAGAAGCAAGAGAUAGGCUCUUUGGGAUGGGGUAUCCUUAUGUGAUUAGAGCUGGGGGCAUUUGAAUAGCUGUUUCAACUGAUAUUGGAAUUAUUAUUUUAAAAAGCAAUUAUUUAAAACAGAAUGGAGGAAUUGAAAGCACUGCCCCUAGUCUUGGCAGUAAGUCGUGAGCAUAA